CUUUCUGUGUAAUUUUAGAACAAGUGUGGUAAUUCCAUAUUGACACACGCUGCUAAGAGAUGGUAUUCAUGUAAUAGCUGAAAGAGCAUAUACUUUUACUUAGCCCGUUCCUCUCUCAAAAAGGGAAAAUGGGUUUUUUAGAAUUCCGUUAUUAGUGAGAAAGAGAAGUUUGAAUCCCCACUGUCUCCCCCUUUUUGCUUUUCAUUUUUUUUUCUUUCCCAAUGUCACAUUUACCGAAAUUAGUAACAAAGAAUCUCGGCGACUCGACCUCUUCGUCGCAGCAAGAACUAAAUUCUCCAUUGACACCAUCUCAGGGCGAACCGAUGAAUAAUAAAUCUCGAGAAAAGACAAAGUUGAAAGGAGUUAUUACCAAAUUUAUGGGCAACUUUAACGAAUUUCUAUCAUCGAAUGGAAACAAUAAGCAAGUAGCUGGAAGGGCUAUGGAUAUAUCUACACCGUAUAAUACAGUGCAUGUGACGCAUGUGGGGUUCGAUCCAAAUACAGGUGAAUUCACUGGUUUACCCAAACAAUGGUUAACGUUACUCACACAAAGUGGCAUUACAAAACAGGAACAAGAGAAUAACCCACAGGCGGUAAUUCAUGCUAUCGAAUUCUUUCAAGGCUCAACACGAGAGGAAGAAGUCGUUUGGAACAAGAUACCUCAAGUUACUUUGGAUAAAUCAGAUACCAGUAAGUCUCUGGAACGUUUUCCCACACUUCGCAUCACCAAAAGUACAAGAGGGGAAUCUGAAUCGGUAUCUGAAAAAAGUAACACGACCCAAAUAGUUGUUGAACAUAAAAAACAAUUAGAAGAUGAAUUCAUGGAUGAUGUACGUUCUAUUAAUACCGAAUCCACCGCCUCUCUCGGUCAAGAAUUGGAGCAAAAACAAGACAUACCUGAAAAUUCCGCCACUAGUUCAUUAUCCUCCGCUCCUCCAGGCACCGUCAAACAAAGACCCCCCAAAGAAAAAUCUAUGAACGAUCAAGAUGUCAUCCUUAAAUUACAAGAAUUAUGUGCCAAUGCGGAUCCUCUCUUGAUCUAUUCAAAUAUGGAAAAAAUCGGUCAAGGUGCUUCGGGCGGUGUUUAUAUCGCUUAUCGCCAAGGUUUUACUACACCCGUCGCAAUUAAACAAAUGAAUUUGGAAAAACAACCCAAAAAAGAACUGAUCAUUAACGAAAUCAUGGUAAUGCAACGCUCUCAACAUCCCAAUAUUGUCAACUUUAUCGAAUCCUAUCUCUGGAAAGGUGAUCUCUGGGUUGUGAUGGAAUAUAUGGAAGGGGGGAGUUUAACAGACGUUGUAACCUGUAACAUGAUGAUGGAAGGACAAAUUGCUGCUAUCUGUAAACAAGUUUUGGAGGGUUUGAAACAUCUCCAUGCCAACGGAGUGAUCCACCGAGAUAUUAAGAGUGACAAUGUGCUAUUAAGUAUGCAAGGCGAAAUCAAAUUAACUGACUUUGGAUUUUGUGCUCAACUUCAUGAACCUCUAUCCAAGCGUACGACUCUAGUUGGUACACCUUAUUGGAUGGCACCUGAGGUUGUGACAAGAAAGGCCUAUGAUCAUAAAGUAGAUAUUUGGUCCUUGGGUAUUUUGGCGAUAGAGAUGAUUGAAGGCGAACCACCAUAUUUAAACGAAAACCCAUUAAGAGCACUGUAUCUGAUUGCCAACAAUGGUACACCCGAUUUACAAAACCCAGAGACACUUAGUGAUAUUUUCAAGGAUUUCUUAAUGUUAUGUCUUGAAGUCGAUCCUGCAUAUCGACCUUCAGCUGCUGAGCUUCUAAGACAUCCAUUUUUGCGCAAAUCCGACCCUUUUUAUACCUUAACGCCCUUGAUUAAAGCAGCGAAAGAGACGAUUCAACAACAAGAAGACUAAAAUAAUCCCCCUUGUGUACUAUAAAAUUCAUUCCCACAAUCCCCCAUUUACCUUUUUUUUUGUAUUUUUACAUAAAUUAUUCGCACACCUUUUGAAAAGUA
Messenger RNA from Mucor mucedo, 1975 nucleotides. Its product is annotated as kinase-like domain-containing protein. Bases 222 to 1874 code for a protein of 550 amino acids. NCBI's taxonomy places the organism in Eukaryota, Fungi, Mucoromycota, Mucoromycetes, Mucorales, Mucoraceae. Gene Ontology annotation, cellular component: cytoplasm. Gene Ontology annotation, molecular function: ATP binding; protein serine/threonine kinase activity. Gene Ontology annotation, biological process: protein phosphorylation; regulation of MAPK cascade; intracellular signal transduction. The record is from RefSeq and is a predicted model, not a curated record. The transcript is spliced from 9 exons.